CCUGACUCUCUGAGCAGCCUCCAGUCCUGGUCGGUUGGCAGAGGCCUUGGCAGGAGGAAGAGGAGGAGGCCCGUUGGCGUCAGACCAAUGCUGCAAGGGGUGUGAGGACAGGAGCCGUCUUCCGCCACUGAGCUGCCAGACCCGCAAAGCAGGAUGGAGCUGCAGUGAGGUGGAGGGGCCGCCAGCUGCUGACCGGCGUGUGGGACACUGGGGGUUCGUGGAUCACUGAGGCUGGACAACGUUCAUGGCUCUCGGGUAGAACCCAGCGAAACGGCCAGAAUGAAUUCUAUGGACAGGCACAUCCAGCAGACCAAUGACCGACUGCAGUGCAUCAAGCAGCACUUACAGAAUCCUGCCAACUUCCACAAUGCCGCCACGGAGCUGCUGGACUGGUGCGGAGACCCGAGAGCCUUCCAGCGGCCCUUCGAGCAGAGCCUGAUGGGCUGUUUGACGGUGGUCAGUCGGGUGGCAGCCCAGCAGGGGUUCGACCUGGACCUCGGCUACAGACUGCUGGCUGUGUGUGCUGCAAACCGAGACAAGUUCACUCCAAAGUCUGCCGCCCUGCUGUCCUCCUGGUGCGAGGAGCUUGGCCGCCUGCUGCUGCUUCGACAUCAGAAGAGCCGCCAGAGCGACCCCCCCGGGAAACUCCCCAUGCAGCCGCCCCUCAACUCCAUGAGCUCCAUGAAACCCCCUCUGUCGCACAGUGAUGGGUCGUUCCCCUAUGACUCUGUCCCUUGGCAGCAGAACACCAACCAGCCUCCCGGCUCCCUCUCCGUGGUCACCACGGUUUGGGGAGUGACCAACACAUCCCAGAGCCAGGUUCUCGGGAACCCUAUGGCCAAUGCCAACAACCCCAUGAAUCCAGGCGGCAACCCCAUGGCGUCGGGCAUGACCACCAGCAACCCCGGCCUCAACUCCCCGCAGUUCGCCGGGCAGCAGCAGCAGUUCUCGGCCAAGGCCGGCCCCGCCCAGCCCUACAUCCAGCAGAGCAUGUACGGCCGGCCCAACUACCCCGGCAGCGGGGGCUUCGGGGCCAGUUACCCUGGGGGUCCUAAUGCCCCUGCGGGCAUGGGUAUCCCUCCGCACACCCGGCCGCCUGCUGACUUCACUCAGCCAGCGGCCGCCGCCGCAGCAGCAGCAGUGGCAGCAGCAGCAGCCACGGCCACAGCCACCGCCACGGCCACCGUGGCAGCCUUGCAGGAGACGCAGAACAAGGAUAUAAACCAGUAUGGACCGAUGGGUCCCACCCAGGCGUAUAACAGCCAAUUCAUGAACCAGCCCGGGCCGCGGGGGCCUGCCUCCAUGGCGGGCAGCAUGAACCCCGCGAGCAUGGCGGCUGGGAUGACGCCCUCGGGGAUGAGCGGCCCUCCCAUGGGCAUGAACCAGCCCCGGCCGCCCGGCAUCAGCCCCUUUGGCACGCAUGGGCAGCGGAUGCCCCAGCAGACGUACCCGGGCCCCCGGCCCCAGUCCCUCCCCAUUCAGAGCAUAAAGAGGCCAUACCCGGGAGAGCCCAACUAUGGAAACCAGCAAUAUGGACCAAACAGCCAGUUCCCCACCCAGCCAGGCCAGUACCCCACCCCCAACCCCCCGAGGCCGCUCACCUCUCCCAACUACCCGGGGCAAAGGAUGCCAAGCCAGCCCAGCACGGGGCAGUACCCGCCCCCCACGGUCAACAUGGGGCAGUAUUACAAGCCAGAACAGUUUAAUGGACAAAAUAACACCUUCUCGGGAAGCAGCUACAGUAACUACAGCCAAGGGAAUGUCAAUAGGCCUCCCAGGCCGGUUCCUGUGGCAAAUUAUCCCCACUCACCUGUUCCAGGGAACCCCACGCCCCCCAUGACCCCCGGGAGCAGCAUCCCUCCCUAUUUGUCCCCCAGCCAAGACGUCAAACCACCCUUCCCACCUGACAUCAAGCCAAAUAUGAGUGCUCUGCCACCACCCCCAGCCAACCACAACGACGAGCUGCGGCUCACGUUCCCCGUGCGGGAUGGCGUGGUGCUGGAGCCCUUCCGCCUGGAGCACAACCUGGCUGUCAGCAACCACGUGUUUCACCUGCGUCCCACGGUCCACCAGACGCUGAUGUGGAGGUCUGACCUGGAGCUGCAGUUCAAGUGCUACCACCACGAGGACCGGCAGAUGAACACCAACUGGCCGGCCUCGGUGCAGGUCAGCGUCAACGCCACGCCCCUCACCAUCGAGCGCGGUGACAACAAGACGUCCCACAAGCCCCUGCACCUCAAGCACGUGUGCCAGCCGGGCCGCAACACCAUCCAGAUCACCGUCACGGCCUGCUGCUGCUCCCACCUCUUCGUGCUGCAGCUGGUGCACCGGCCCUCCGUCCGCUCCGUGCUGCAAGGCCUCCUCAAGAAGCGCCUCCUGCCCGCGGAGCACUGUAUCACGAAAAUCAAGCGGAAUUUCAGCAGUGUGGCUGCCUCGUCAGGCAACACGACCCUCAACGGGGAGGACGGCGUGGAGCAGACGGCCAUCAAGGUGUCUCUGAAGUGCCCCAUCACAUUCCGGCGCAUCCAGCUGCCUGCUCGAGGCCACGACUGCAAGCACGUCCAGUGCUUUGACCUGGAGUCGUACCUGCAGCUAAAUUGCGAGCGAGGGACCUGGAGGUGUCCUGUGUGCAAUAAAACUGCUCUGCUUGAGGGCCUGGAGGUGGAUCAGUACAUGUGGGGCAUCCUGAAUGCCAUCCAACACUCCGAGUUUGAAGAGGUCACCAUUGACCCCACAUGCAGCUGGCGGCCGGUGCCCAUCAAGUCAGACCUACACAUCAAGGAUGACCCUGACGGCAUCCCCUCCAAGCGCUUCAAGACCAUGAGUCCCAGCCAGAUGAUCAUGCCCAACGUCAUGGAGAUGAUUGCGGCCCUGGGCCCUGGCCCAUCCCCCUACCCGCUCCCGCCUCCACCCGGGGGUACCAACUCCAGCGACUACAGCAGCCAAGGCAACAACUACCAAGGCCAUGGCAACUUUGACUUCCCCCACGGGAACCCCGGAGGGACAUCCAUGAAUGACUUCAUGCACGGGCCCCCCCAGCUCUCCCACCCCCCGGACAUGCCCAACAACAUGGCCGCCCUCGAGAAGCCCCUCAGUCACCCCAUGCAGGAAACUAUGCCACACGCUGGCAGUUCUGACCAGCCCCAUCCCUCCAUACAAGGUUUGCACGUACCACACCCCAGCAGCCAGUCAGGGCCUCCAUUACAUCACAGUGGGGCUCCUCCUCCUCCUCCUCCUUCCCAGCCUCCCCGGCAGCCGCCACAGGCCGCUCCCAGCAGCCAUCCACACAGCGACCUGACCUUUAACCCCUCCUCAGCCUUAGAGGGUCAGGCCGGAGCGCAGGGAGCGUCCGACAUGCCGGAGCCUUCGCUGGAUCUCCUUCCAGAACUCACAAAUCCCGACGAGCUCCUCUCCUACCUGGACCCCCCCGACCUGCCAAGCAAUAGUAACGAUGACCUCCUGUCUCUCUUUGAGAACAACUGAAGGCCACCCCUCCGUCGGGGCCAUCCCUCUACUCUGCCUCCUGCCCCGUGUCCCCACACUCUUCCCCACCGGGAGCCUGCGCCCUCAGACCGCCCCUCGCCCGGAGCCAUAGGUGGGGGCGGGAGCCUCCCUGCUGCACCUCUGGGCACAGGGCGGGGAGGGCACGGGAAGGCUGGUGGGCCUGGAGCCUGUGCCCACCUGCACGCCCUGGGCUUGGGCCCACACCCAGCGCAGGCCCCGAAGACGUCGCUCCUGACGGGGACUGGCCCGGGAAGAGGGCGCGCCCUGAUGGCGGCUUCCAGGCCCUCCAUGCGUGUGGAUUUCAGGCGACCUUCCAGUGCCCCCAAGGUUCUUCCAUUUUCUAGACUGUAACCCUGCUUCCUGGCCCAGAGCCUCCUUCGAGUGACUGUGGGACCUGAGAGAAGUCCGCCCAGACCCAGGUGGGCCCCAAACCUUGGAGGAGCAGUGACAAUUGGCAGUAGUGAGACCGGCCUGCCCACCACCACCCACCACAAAAAAGCACAAACCUCUGGGAAAGAGAACGUCUCUCAGGGGCCAAGGGUCAUUGGCUUGACCCCUGACCUCUAAGCCAAGAUACCCUGUAAACACGCUGUCAAAAAGCAGAGAAAAAGGACAAGAUUCUGUGUUUGACAGAGGGUAUGCCAUUCCUGCUGGGGGCCUGGUGGAAAAGGGGCCGGGGCUUCCCAGA
Propithecus coquereli (Coquerel's sifaka) is the source of this 4192-nucleotide messenger RNA. It is a transcript of the gene ZMIZ1, whose product is annotated as zinc finger, MIZ-type containing 1. The record is from RefSeq and is a predicted model, not a curated record. Bases 280 to 3483 code for a protein of 1067 amino acids. Gene Ontology annotation, molecular function: SUMO ligase activity; zinc ion binding. Gene Ontology annotation, biological process: protein sumoylation; regulation of transcription by RNA polymerase II. NCBI's taxonomy places the organism in Eukaryota, Metazoa, Chordata, Mammalia, Primates, Indriidae. The transcript is spliced from 24 exons.